GAUAAGGGCGUGCUUUUCUACCGAAAUCCGAACGCACUAGCUUCCUGUUUGUGUCGCGACGCUUUGACGUAUCUGUCCUGUUUUCCUUGCGGAUGUAGCCCUCGUGCCCCGGAGAGACAGUCAGGUAGUGAUGUGGCUGAGGUCCGCGGCGGAGCGAUCUGCGCGACGACAAAGAGCCGAGAUGUUCGCGCAGAGAUCUACUCCAGAGGACGCGCGUAGUAACAUGGUCGAAACAAAAGCGUGAGGCGCCAUAGGCCUGCCGUCCCAACAACAUUAUAUACAAAUAUACAUCGGCACAUUUCCUAAAAGCCACUGUGGUCAUCUGGAGUAAGUUUGAGUGGAUUUAGAGAUUACUCGCGUGGGAAAUGGAGAAGAAAAGGUGGGAUUGCACUGCUCUCCCCAAAGGCUGGAAAAUGGAAGAAGUGACCAGAAAGUCCGGUUUGUCAGCUGGAAAGAGCGAUGUCUAUUAUUUUAGUCCAUCUGGGAAGAAGUUUCGGAGCAAGCCUCAGCUGGCCCGUUACCUUGGUAACCAGAUGGACCUCAGCUCUUUUGAUUUCCGCACGGGGAAGAUGCUGAUGAGCAAGCUGAACAAGAAUCGCCAGAGACUGCGAUACGAUAACAACAGCCAGAACAAGGGUAAACCUGACCUGAACACAUCACUCCCAGUCAGACAGACGGCCUCCAUCUUUAAGCAGCCCGUUACCAAGGUUACCAACCAUCCCAACAACAAAGUGAAGACGGACCCUCAGAAAGCCGUUGACCAGCCCAGACAGUUAUUUUGGGAGAAGAAACUCAGUGGUCUGAAUGCUUAUGACAUUGCAGAGGAGCUGGUGAAAACAAUGGAACUGCCUAAAGGCCUGCAAGGUGUCGGUCCAGGUUGCACAGAUAAAACUCUCCUGUCGGCGAUUGCCAGCGCUCUGCACACGAGCGCUGCUCCAAUCACCGGGCAGCUGUCCGCCGCUGUGGAGAAGAACCCGGGAGUCUGGCUCAACACUGCUCAGCCGCUGUGCAAGGCCUUCAUAGUCACUGAUGAAGACAUCCGGAAGCAGGAGGAGCUGGUGUACAGCGUGAGGAAGCGGCUGGAAGAGGCACUCAUGGCCGAUAUGUUGGCCCACGUCGAGGAGGCUGCCAAUGAAGGAGAGGCUUUAAAGGAAGAGGGCAAUGGCAGUGAAGACAUGGAGAGUGUAUAGCACAGGUUUUUGCAAAGUCCAGAUGGAGUCGCUCCACGCCUACAUCUACGACCACGAACAGUAGGAUUCCCCAUUCCAGUCCAGCUCUGAAGAACUGUCCACCUAAACCUAAACCCGACUUAUUCCAGUACGACCUAAAGAGCCCUUUUCCCUUCGCCUGACCCCAGAAAUAAGUCUCAAAUGCAUCCAUUCAUCAAUAACUCCACUGGAUGGGACUCCUUGGCCGUAUUUUAGAGCCCACAUGAUUGUUAUUGAGGAAAUGAAAAUAACUAGAUAAGUAAAUAAAUAAAUGAAUGAAAUCAAAUGAACUUUCGAAUACUAAAAUAAUAACUUAUCUAAAUCGUGGCAAAUUCAGUGUUCAGUGAUAAGUGUGUUUUCUACUAAAAAGCUUUGAAUGAGUAUGUAUUUUUUGUGACAAUCAUGUCAAAUCUGAACAUUAGAGAAAAAAACUCGAUUUGUUGCGGGCAGAUUGAAAGUGAAUGUUUUUGUACGUUUGCCAUCUCUCUUUCUUGAAUUUGUACGAUACACUCCUGACGCAGCACACGCACAGCUCGUGGAAUCCUUACGGUUUAGUUUGUGUCCGUUGGAACGGACAGAGUCCAGUUUUUGUUGUCAUUUUGAGAAAACAUCUUCUGCGCCAGCUGCAUUGUGCUGAGUCCCGUUCAGUAUUGACCAAAGAGGAGGCAGCCAUUCUAAAAGGCGUUUUAGGUUUUUGGCUUUGAGGUGAAAAGAGUGCACGAUGGGACUGUGGGCGAGAAAUGACGCGAGACCUCUUUCGGUUGUACACUUAUUACUGUUUUAACUCUCAUCAUCAUUAUAGGUGCUUACUGAUGUUGUGAGACGCUGCUUAUUCAAAGCUUUGUUACGAUCACAGCUUCAGUUCAUGUAUUUUCUUUUUCUUUUUAAAAAUAAUUCUGAUGUGUCAAUGUUACCACACAAUACGCUGCCUCCUCUGAAACACACGCACAGAAUUGGGUAGAAAGCAAAUUAGCUGAAUUUUAGACUCACUGUCUUUUCAUUGUAUCACCCGAGCGGUAAGAUUUUGUAUUUUUUAAUCCCCAGUGAAUAAUGCGUCCCGCUGAAAUCAUGAAAUUCCCUACAAACCAUCAGCAGGCUGUUUGCUGAGAUGAAUUUGAUUGUAUUGCUUAUUAAAAUGAGUCAGUAUGUCACAAAA
Molecule: messenger RNA, 2364 nt
Organism: Pelmatolapia mariae (spotted tilapia)
Lineage: Eukaryota; Metazoa; Chordata; Actinopteri; Cichliformes; Cichlidae
Gene: mbd3b
Product: methyl-CpG binding domain protein 3b
Exons: 7
Coding region: 366-1190 (274 amino acids)
Biological process (GO): negative regulation of transcription by RNA polymerase II; DNA methylation-dependent constitutive heterochromatin formation
Cellular component (GO): nucleus
Molecular function (GO): methyl-CpG binding
Source: RefSeq, a predicted model, not a curated record